AUGAAUCAAUGCACACAAUGCUAUACUUCAUAUUAUCUACUUAAUGGUGUUUGCUUGCCUCGGACUCCUUUGGUGAUCAAUGACAACUCUUUUAUACUAAAUUUUAGUAAUUCGAUGAAACUUACUCCCCCCCCUUUAAAUUGAAACAAAAAAUUUUGUUUCAAUUUAAAGGGGGGUUAAGAAAAUUUUUUUAUAAAAAAAUUAUAUAUAAAAAAUUUUUUCAGAGAUAAAAUUUUAUAAUUUCAUGAAAAAAUUAAUUCAUAAAUUUUCUCAAUCUCAAAGUGUAAACUUGCUAAAUGGUAUUCUUCUAACUCUCCCCAUAACAAUUGGACAAAAUAGAGUUUAAUUUCUAAAUCUUAUAUGUUUGAAGCAUAUUAAAUAGGGUAUUAACGUAUUUACAUAUAAAAUAAUGCUUUUUACCUAUAAAAUUUUCUAUUAUAAUAAAAUUUUGUUUCAGUUUAAGGGGGGGGGUAAUUUCCCAAAAAAGUAGGAAUUUACCUAUAUUUUGUUUUAAUUUAAAGGGGGGGGGGGAGUUAGCAUGGACGAAACUCAGCAAUUGGUGAUAGGAGCAAAUGAUGGGAAUGCCUACCCAAAUUUUGAUCCAAAUGACCCUAUUCCAUCAUCACUAUCAAGAGGAUAUUAUUUCUUUCCUUAUUCUUAUAUGCAUUCGCAGAGUCUAAACCUUAGCCCUUGGUUUACAGUCACAUUCUGAGUCAAGCCUUUGUCUGAAGGGAAAUUUUUUAGUAAAAAAAAUAAUUCUGAUUAUAUUCACUUUUUGUAUUUUUCAGCAGAUGGAAAACUAAAUUAUCAAGUGAAACUGAUAAAUGGACAAAUAAGAUUAAGAUUAAGAUUACGCUGGGUAUUUAAAGUCCCUACUACGUCCGAGGUCGCAUGCCACGGUUUCCCGUGUGGUGGCAGAGCGUUCACCAAGCCCGGGCCGAAACCCGGUUUCUCGGUAGAGGUAUUGUCAAGGGCCGUAUUAUACCGGCUUUGCUGACCACCUCCAUUUCCAACUUGGAUCGUCGCCUAAGUUUACGCCAACUCCGCUUCGUCGUCCGCCAGAUCUGCCCAUUGAAGGGCACCUUUUAAACUGGAGAGAGACCCCCGUCUCGAUGUCUAACUCGCCUCCCUCUUUUCCGGUCAUCCCGAGAAAGAACUCAACAGCUUUUGCCAUUCGGGGCGAGCCACUAAAGCAGCUUAGGCAGGUAAUUCACCCUGCCUCCAUUUCGGCACUCACUGGGCUGAGCGCGCUGCUGGCAAAAAGAAGUCACGAAUAACUGCCCAUGGGUCUGGUCGCAAAAACAGCGGUUCUCGCGCUUAGGCCUCUCGCUUCGAGGUCCCGGACGUUGUUGGGCGAAUUCCUGGCUCCAAAAACCAUGCCCGGAUAUACAUGGGUAACCACCACUGGGAGGGUGGGUCGGUCGCCAUACGCCAUUUUAUGUAUAUGAUAUAAAUGGACAAAUAAUAAGCUUAUGGACAACUAGUUCAAGUUUAAUCGGUAGUUGGCAUUAUAUAUCAAUUACCUGCACUUUAGAUACUAUUACGACAAAGGCUCAGUUGUUUGUUGAUGGAUCUUUCAUAAAUGAGUCAACUAUUUAUAAUACUCUCUAUGAUGAUCCUGCUGAUACGUAUUUAGGAAAUGAGCCAUCAGAUGGUAUUUUUACUGGUUUCAUAUGGAAAGUAGUUAUUUAUGGGAACGCAAAUCAUGCUCUCGAUGACUUUCGCUCUUCAGGCUGCGAUUCAGGGUGCUCCAUAUGCUCACAAAAUUUAAACUGUCCUGACAAUUGUGGAUUCAAGCAAUUUAAUAAUGGAGAAAAAUGCACAGACUGUAGCAGUGACUGCAAUUAUGGAUGCAGGAGAAUAGAAUCAUGCAAUUUAUGUGAGGCCAUAGAAUGCGUGACUUGUGAUUCAUUUUAUGGAUGCACUUCAUGCGUUGAAGGAGCAUCAAUAGUAAACUCAGUUUGCACUUGUGACUUGGGAAAGGCGUUUAAUGGAGUUAAAUGCGAUUUUUGUGACGUGCUGUGCAGUAGCUGCACUUCUUCUAAGUACUUUAGCUGCAGCACUUGCGCAUCGACGUAUUAUUUAAUAGGACAAACUUGCCUUUACAAGAAUCCAUUUGGAUGGGAUAGCUCUAAAAACUCUCCUUAUUUAUACUAAAUUUAACCUUAGGUAAGAAAAGUAUCUAUUUCAGCAAUUUUAUCUCAUUCAAUUAAAAUUAAUAUAGUAAUUGAUGAAAGCUUUGAGACAGAAACCUUCAAAGGAUGAUAUGGAAUCUUUAUAACUGGUACAAAUAGUUACACUUUUGCUCCAUUUAAUUCCCCAGAAAUAUCUGAUCCAAUCCCUAUGGUUAAAAGAGGACUAUACUUUGAUAAUGGAGCUUAUCUACAAUCAAAUCAAGAAAUUUAUUUACCGUAUGAGUUUACUAUUAAUUUAUGGAUAAAAUCGAAAAGUGGUGACUUCUUGGAAAAGUUGGAUAAAAUUAUCGUUACCUAUAACUUUCAUGCAGUUAUAACCCUUGAAAAUUAUCUGGCUACUAAAUUUUCAAUAGUGACCUACGACGCCACUUCAUUUUCAGCUUGAACCUUUUACUCAUUGGUAGUUGCUUUCUCCAACUCAGCGACAACAAUCACAACUCUUACUAAUGGAAACUCACUUUUUCAGCAGACUUAUGAUAAAUCUUUAUUCAGAGAUUUGCCUUCAAAUUAUUUAUAGCUUGGGAAAACUUAUAGAUUGCUCUCUCACACAUCAGACUGAAACUGAGCUCGUUUGCUGCUCGGCUGAUGAUAUAAUUAGGCAGUGAAGCUGAUGAUAUAGAGCAAUUAGGCUUGGAGUUUUAGGCUCUAUUUCUGUGCCGAUUUUCACCGAAAGAGGAUUAUAAAGCCUGCAUAAGCUAUAGUUCUUGGCAAGAGCUCGAACUCAAAUUUCACAGGCUUUAUUUACAGUUUUCAACUAAUAAUAGGCGCAGUGACUGAUUUUUCAAGCUAUAUAAAGAAAGCAUGUGGAGACUCAACUAGUAGCUGCUUGCUAGAAUGCGACCAUGAUUAUUAUUUUGAAUCUUCAACAAAUUCGUGCAAGCAAUGUGACUCUUCUUGCACAAUGGGAUGCGUGAGGUCAGCUUCCUGCAAUAUAUGUGCAGAUCAGCUAUGCAAUGUAUGUAAAGGCUUUGGUGAAGGCUUAUGCACUACGUGCACAGAAAAUGCUCAAGGUGCAGUUUGUUCUUGCAAUGCAGAUUCAAUACUAAUACAAUCCAAAUGAAAGUGCCUAAAAUGCGAUAAUAAUUAUUGCGGAGAGUAAGACUCAUUCAUUAAAUAUUAUAGAGAAUCUCACUGCCAAUCCACUAAUACUUUUCAAGUCCUUUGCUCCGCGUCAUACCCUUGCUUGCCAGUCUGAAUGCACAGACUAAGUUUUGUGCUACUCCCUCCAAACAAGGGUCUGCAGUUGCUAGCCGGAGGUAAAGACACUGGGUCACUGUGCAGUAUAUCGAUGAGGUUACCUUUCCCGAAAAUUCAAAAAGUGAAUUUUGUUGGUCAGGCUCUCAACAGAGAUGAAACUUGUAGCCUAGAGCGCAUCUCCCGGUAUCGCGUUAAGAUAAUUCCCUAUUGUUCGGGUAAGCACCCUCCGACCUUGCUGGACUAUCCCUUUCCAACUUCAAAUCCAGGUAAAACCUUGACCUGGAUGUGAGCCAACUCCACAGGCCAAGUAGAACCUGACCUGACACACUCAUCGAACGCUGCUCUCCCUCCCAAAAGGUCCCCAGACUCCGUCUGACUACAGGUAUUAAUAAGGCAGGUUGGCUCUCCACUGACUAUUGCGAAGAAUGUGCUAUGAGAGAGGAAACUUAUUUUAACUGCAACAAAUGCUCGAAAGGAUAUUUAUUUCAAGGAGUUUGUCUCGAUGAAAACCCAUAUGGAGCUGAUCGCUGUUCUGAAUUACCAUGCUUAGUCAUCAAUGCUGAGUUUGAGACAGAUUUUACAGGGGUAUAUGACGUUUUCAGAACAUGCAGUGGCUCAGAUACAUUUCAUUUCUGGAAUAACCCUGAGGCAUGUGAUCCAAUCCCAGCAAAAGAUAGAGGGCUUUACUUUAAUGGAAACAAAUUUUUGGCUUCAGACUUGCUUUACUUUUCACAUUCAUUUUCAAUUGUUUCCUGAAUUAAUAGCUAUGGAGAAGGAGUUAUUUUUCAAAAAAAUGAUAGAAUUAUGGUAGGAAGUGAUUUUUCUGCCCAAAUCACUAUGUUCGGCCCCGCUGGUGGAGUUAAAGAAGAGUCAAUUAUUCAAUCUAUUAUAAGUGGCUGGUGCCAAUUUGAAUUAGCAUUAAGCUCUUUAAACGGAAUUCAAACGAUAACUAUUUUUUUGAAUGGUAUCCAAGCCAGAAAACUAUCAGAGUCUGAGUAUUUAUACAGAGAUGUUUCGAGCUAUUUAGUGAUCGGAAAAGGGGGAAGUAAUUUUUAUUUUAAAGGCUUUAUCUAUGAUUUUAAGCUGUUUAUUGGUACUAUAAAUGAUCCAUCACUUUAUAAUGACAAAUCAAUUUGUGCGGUGGGUAGCGAGAGGCCUUGCCUAUCACCUUGCACUUUCUUUGAGUUUUAUGAUGAUAGUUGCAUUGCUUGCAACGAUACAUGCUCAAGCGGCUGUAUAAGACCCAAGUCUUGCAAUCUUUGCUCUGAUAGACUUUGCAUAAAGUGCCCAAGUUUCAGUGACGGCUCUUGCAAUGAAUGUGUAGUCAAUGCUCAAGGUUCAGUUUGCACCUGCAAUCCUGACUCAAUUCUUAUAAAAUAUGAAAUAGACUGGGCUUGUGAAAAAUGCGACAACGGCUACUGCACAGUCUGUGACAAGCGCGAAGCAAUUUAUUUCGAUUGCAAGGAGUGUGAAAGUGGUUAUUUAAUCAAAAGGGUUUGCUUAGACCAAGUUCCUUAUGGCUUUGAAGAGAAUAAGUGCCUUGGUUCGGCCUGCUUGGUAAUUAAUGCAAAAUUUGAAUCAGAAUUUAGUGGAGAUUAUGACGUAUUUAAAACUUGUGGCAGCUCAAGCUCUUUUAAUUAUUGGCAAAAUCCUGAAGAGUGCGACCCUAUUCCAAUUAAAGGAAGAGGACUUCAUUUUAAUUCCAGCCAAUUCUUGGUUUCUGAUGCCCCUCUCUAUUUCUCGCAUACCUUUUCAAUUGCUUUGUGAAUCAAUAGUUAUGGAGCUGGAAAUAUUAUAGAAAAAGAAAAUCGAAUAGUUUUGCCUAGCAAUUUUUCAGCUCAGGCUUCACUGAUAAAUCCAUUUCAGUCAAUUUUAUUAUCAGAAACUAGUGCUAUUUCUUCAAGUGAUUGAAAUUUAUUCACUCUUAUCGUCAGUUAUUUUAAUGGCUCAACAACAAUUUCAGCCUAUAAGAAUGACAUGCAGCACUCUCUCAAUACUUAUUCACAGUAUUUGUUUAGGGACAAGUCAAGCCACUUAUUUAUUGGAAAAGGCACAAAUUCUGGAUUUACAGGUUUUAUUUUUAGCUUUAAAAUGUAUAUUGGACUAAUUGAAAGUAUAGGUACAGACUUAGACAGCAUUUUCUGUAUAUCAGGAGAUUAUAAAAAUUGUAUAGCCCCUUGCAAACUGUCUGAGUACUUUGACGGUAGCUGUAAAUCCUGCAACAGUUCUUGCACUUUAAACUGUGUAAGAGCUCCAUCUUGCAAUAUAUGUGCAGACCAAUUAUGCAUAAAAUGUUCAGGGUUCAGCGAUUUAUCACAUUGCGAGCAAUGCACAGAAAGAGCCCAUGGGACAGAAAAAUGCGAAUGUGAUGGAAACGCUAUUUUUGUGGAAACUAUGUAUGAUCAUAAAUGCGAGUACUGUGAUGCUUUAUAUUGCGAUAUCUGUAGCACUGGUAAAUGGUUUGACUGCUCUGAAUGCAAAGCAGGGGUUUUGGUUGGCUCAGCUUGCCUCGAUGAAUAUCCAUAUGGCUAUAUAAAUGCUAACUCCCCCCCCCCCCCCCCUCCGUGAGCGAACAAAACCAUUAGAAAAAUCGCCAUUUUUUGACCAAAAACCCACCCUCCGUGAGUGAACAAAAAUUUUUUAAAUAGAAAAAAUUUUUAUGGAAAAAAAAUUUUGAUAUAUAAGUGAUAAUUAGUAUAAUGAAAUCUAGAGCUAAUUCUGUUUAAUUUUUAAACAAAUUGCGUUUUAAAACAUAAAUUUUGCAAAUUAAAUUAAUAUUUGCUUCCCAAUUUUUGCAAAUUAGGAUUUUUUUAAAUUUCGAAAAAAAUAUUUUUUAUAAAAAAUUUAUAUAUAAAUUUUUUUUUAAAAAAAAAAAUUAAACCCCCCUCCGUGAGCGAACAAAAUUUUUUUGUUCGCUCACGGAGGGGGGGGGGGGAGUAAAGAAGAUGCAUAUGCAGCUAUUGAUGCCGAAUUUUCUGAAGAGUUUGCAGAGUAUGAUAUUUUUAAAACUGGUAAAAAUAGAAGCCAGCAUUAUUUUUUCAUGGACCCAGAACUGAAUUUUGAUCCAAUCCCAGCAAUCAAGAGAGGACUAUAUUUUGAAGAUAAUCGAUUUUUAAAAACAGAAGAAAUGGUUUACCUUUCUCAUUCUUUUUCUAUAGCGGCUUGGGUUCAUGCAAAAAUAGUAGGCAUAAUAGUUAGAAAAGAGGGUAAAUUUGCGUUUUCGAGCAGCCACAUUCUGAAUAUUACUUUAAAAGAUCCUUUGGAUGCAAAUAUACCAGUGAUUACCCCUGAAGCUUUUUACAGUAGUUGGAUGCAUAUAUCAUUUUCAGUGUCUUAUUCUAGCGGAGCUACAACACUUCAUAGCUACUUAAAUAAUAUACAGCAUAAUUCAAUAUCUCAAGAUAAAAGUAUUUUCCGAGAUAUUCCAAGCGAAAUAGUCAUUGGAGGCCCAGGAUUCGCUGGAUUCAUAUAUAAUUUUAAGCUUUAUAUAGGCGCUGUUCAUGAUUUUAUCAGUUAUUCAGAAAUAAGUAUUUGCCAACCUGAUAAAGAUGAUAACUGUUUAUGAUCUUGCGAACUAUUUGAAUAUUGAGAUGGUUCAGCCUGCAAACAAUGCAAUUCAUCAUGCGAAACUACCUGUGUGAGAUUUCCAUCAUGCAAACUGUGUAAUGAUCAGCUCUGUCAAGAAUGCUCAGGGUUUUCUGAUACUUCAAAUUGCUACAAAUGCAUAGAAAGAGCUCAUAAUUUAAACGAACAAAAUUGUGCCUGUGACGCUAAUACUAUUUUAACCACAGAUGGCUCUGACUAUUUUUGUGAGUAUUGUGACCUGGACUACUGCUCAACUUGUAGAGGUCAAGGAUACUUCUCUUGCUUAGAAUGCGUGAAAGGGGAAUUAGUAGAUAAUGUCUGCUUAGGCCAAUACCCAACUGGGCUUGAAGAAUGUGCUGGUAAAGAAUUAUGCGUAAUGGCUGAAAUAAAUUCAAAGGAUAAUUUCAAUGAAACUUAUGGAAAGUUUAUUGCUGGGGCUAAUAAAGCUUCAUAUAACCCUUUUAAUUCACCUGAAAAUGAAGACCCAGUGCUAGCAAAGGACAGGGGCUUCUUUUUUGAUGGAAAUUUUGCAUUCCUCCAAAGCGAGCAGCCAUUUUAUUUUUCUCACACUUUUUCGCUUUUGAUGUGAAUUUGGAGCCAAGGAAAUGGAGACAUUCUUGAGCAGGGAGAUAGACUUUUAUUAGCAAGUAAUGGAGCUUUGUCAAUAACUCUGCAAGAUAGAUUUUCUCAGAAUUUUACUUUUCAAAUGUCAGGAAUCAGUUUUGAAGGCUGAACUUACGUCUCUUGCACUAUUUCAUACGAAAGUUCUGUAACAUCUUUAUGGGCGUAUGCAAAUGACAGAGAAAUAAUAACACGAGGAUUCCCGGAUUUGCUAUUUAGAGAUAUGGUGAGUUCGACUCUUUUUAUAGGAAAAAGCUCAAAGUCGCAUUUUAAAGGGUUUUUAUAUAAGUUUCAAAUAUGGAAGAAUAGCAGAAAUAAACUUGAAGAUUCGGAAAGCCUUGGAACUUGUGGACCUUCUUUAGGAGAUUGCUUAUCUCCGUGCAAGAUAAAUGAAUUUUAUUCAGUGGAGAAUGAUAAAUGUAAAAGUUGCCCCAUUUCUUGCAAUAAAGGGUGCAUAAGAGAUGAUACUUGCAAUAUUUGCCAAGAUCCUUUAUGUGCUAUAUGCCCCAAUUUUGGAAAAACAAAUUGUAUUGAAUGCAUCCCCCAUGCUUCAGGAAUUGAAAAAUGUAAUUGUGUUGAGAAUUAUUGCUUAUCUUUAGAUAGACUUAAUUGUAUCAGGGCUCCUUAUGAGAAUAGCCCUGAACUAUAUUGGUUUCAUUCUAUACCUCAAGAAAAUGUCAUUGUAGGAAACUGAAGUGGAGAAUUUAUUAUCAACACCAUUCAUGGCUUUAUUGAGAGUGUUGAGUUAUUAAAUAGCACAGAUUUUUUGCUGACUCUCCUCCCAUCUUGAUUAGUAAAAAAUUUUUUAAUAUCAAUUGUCUAGUGUAUAUAUUUAAUACUAGCAACUAUUUAUAAAAUAGAUUUAAACUUUAAAAUUGCUUUGCUUAAUUAAUUAAUUUAUAUAAAUUUUGAAAAAAUUGGUUAUCGAGCAGCUAUAUGCAUAUUAAAAUGGCGACGGCGAACCAAUCCUUUUUCUCAACACCUGUAGCCGACUAUGUUGGGACCUUGUGGAAGUGAAUUAGUGCUAUGUGGUAUAUCCGGCUUGGUGCAAUGUCAAACUUGGUUAACCGCAGCUCAUUCUGAUGUCAAGUUUUUUACACACGGGAAAUAGUUUCCAAGGUUGAAAAGGGGAAGCUCAGCUAUUCCAAGGACAUCCAUGUUGUCAAUCAGGCAGCUCACUAGCGUGAAACUGGAAGUUACGUCUAAUGCUUUGGAUUUCCAUUUUGGCCAGAAAAUUUGUUUUUCAAAUUUUCGGAAAGGACAACUCUGUUGGCAUACGGAAGGUUGCUUACCUCAUUCAACUUCGGGUAGCGAGUGCAUAUCCUUGUUCAGAAGAAGCAACAUUUUGAAGGCUCUGAGACGGUUGAUGGUGAGUAGCCAAGUGGAGCGCUAUGGGUGGAGUUAGGUCCUUAAUUGGGAAUUACGGCGGACUUCUCUAUAUUUAAGUAAUAUUAAUGGCUAUCGAGUAGCUAAGGGAGUAAGCAGUAAUGAAUGCUCAUUUAGCUCUUUCAACGAAAAUUUUACAUGCUCAUUCACGCUAUCUAUUAACCCAAGCUACAGCAUUAGUAGCAACCCUUCAGUUGUCCAAGUUCAGUAUCAAGGAUAUUUAUAUCCUAUAUCUUUUAACGCUUUUUAUGAUGAUUUUUCAAAGUAUUUGAUUAUCCAUCAAGAAUUGAUAAACAUAAAAUAUUAUUUUGAGAUAAGUUAUCUCAAAAUUAAAUUAUAUAAUCAAUUAGUUUUCACAGAGGAAUUUUGUACUAAUGAGAAAUGCUCAUCUGCUCAAUGCGAUAAAAUAUUGUCAAAAGAUUCAAUAAUCUCCCUAGGAAAAAGCGUUUCUUGCUUCAAAAUAUCUAAAAAUGAAUUGGAAAUUUAUCUAGGCCAUAUUCAAGACAGUGCAAAAUCCUUGACAUUCAUUGAAAAAGUUUUUGCUGACUCAAAUACUAAUGAAACUAAUCUUGCAUAUAUAACUAUGAGUAUCAAGGAGGAAAAACCCCCUAAGCCGAAAGCUAAUAUCACUCAAAUUAGCUCAAUCUGCUGCUCUUGCGAAUUGACUCUUGACGGAUCUCGAUCAACGGGAAUGGGAAAUCUUACAUUUUUAUGAUCUUUAAGCAAGUUCUUAAGCUAUUCUGGUGGUAUAAAUCAAAAAUUUUACAAUAUUACCUUACUCAUUCAGAAAUACCAAGAGUUUUUCUCAUUCAAAUAGCUAGGAUAAUUUUUAUUCAUAAUAGUGUACUAAUUUAUUUUAUUCUAUUCUUCUUAGAAUUAGCUUGAAAUCGUUUGAAACCUUAGGUGUUUUUUAAAAAAAUUACAGAAAAUAUUAAGCAGGCCUAAUUCAUUAAUUGAGGGGCAAAUUAGAAAGUUGCGAGAGCGCAAAAGAUCAUAAUUACUUUGAGGUAACUUUGAACGUAACUGACAAGUUUGGCCAAUCUGAUUUAUCUACCACUUCAGUUAACAUGAUAUAUGAUGAAGUAGCCAUUUCUAUAGCUAAUAAAGAAACCCUCAAUAUCGGUACCGAUUCACCAUUAAAGCUAAAAUUCCAAUAUCAAAAAAGCACUCUUAUAGACUUAGAUCCAAAUCCUUCAAUUUCUUGAAGCGUUGCAAAAAGUAAUAGACAGUUGUCUGAAGAUACAGAUUACAGCACAUCAGGUGUUGAGUUUACUUAUUUAUUUUCAAAAAUCGGUGAAUAUGUCGUGACUGCAAACGUACUAUUCAAUCGUGGCACUUAUACUCGCUCUGCUAGUGUAAAAGUUGUUGCAACUCCGCCGCCUCCUAAUCUGAUGGUUUUAGGUGUAAACACGACGGUCUAUUCUAAUUCUUAUAUUACUGUUAAUCUAACUGCAACCUAUGGAAGCGAUGAAAUAUAUCCAUUGGAGAAGGGAUCUGUGAAAUUUGCUGAAAAAAGUUGCACUUAUGGAAAAUUUGUUGAAAUCGCUGGGAAUUCUUUUAAUUUGGAAAUAAGAAAUAUAAAUUCUUACUUUACUUGCGAUUUUACUAUCAGUUUGACUGAUUAUCCAUCAGUCACUGCAAAUUAUUGGGUAUUUGUUUCGCCAGGUAUUGCUCCAAAAGUUUAUAUCAUAACAAAAUAUCCAUUUUUGGACUGAUCAUCUCCUGUGAGAAUUCUUGCUCAUGUAGAAAACGAAAUGAACACAAUUAUUUCUUGGGGAGAAGCCAAUAAUCUGACUUUUACUCCUACAACACCUAUAGAUCAAGCUGGGAUUACAAUCAAAGAGUUCAGUUUAACUCCUGGAAGAGAAUAUGAAUUUACAGUAACAGUAAUCGAUAAAAAAACUUAUGCAAAAACAAAAGUGUCCCUAAAACGAUAUGUUAACUGCCCACCAAAUGGAGGAACUUUCGAAAUUGAUAACAAUUCUAAAGGAAAUACUUUAGAAACUAAAUUUGGGAUUUUAUUUUCAGGAUGGAGCGAUCCUGAAGGCAAUGAGCCUUUAUCCUACCAAAUCUUCAUAAAAUUGGAAAACAGCACCAGAGCGUUAAUACCAAAAACAACAGAAAACAAAUUCACAAUAAAGCUUGGCAUUAUAGGGGAAGCGAUUUUGCUCGGUAGAGUCUAUGAUUCCUAUGGAACUUUUAUUGAAGUGGAAUCAAUAGUUUAUCUAAAUGAUACAGGCAGCAUUUCUAUUAAAAACUUCACUGAAAAUUUGGUGGCUAAUGGGACUGAGACUAUGGAUUCAAGCCUGCUCAUUUCUUCAAUAACUGCUGCAGGCCUUUAUAUAUCGAAUACGACUAAUGACGAUGAAGAAAUAAAUUCCAGCAUAUCUAACUCUGUUGAUGCACUAGAUAAAUGAAUGAACAACUCUAUGAAAGGCACAGGCUUGUCGGAUUCCAGCACAGUCAUGGAUAGUGUCAAUAUUUUGCUCGAGAGUGCGACAAGCUUAAACGAAACCACUUUGGUGAAACUGCAUGAAACUCAAGACAGUGCUUUAAAUAAAACCAAAGUUUUAGACACUCAUGCUUAUAUGACAGCCCUUCCCAAUAUUGAUUUGCUUAUGCAAAACCUUGGCUCACUCUUGGAAAAGAAUUCAAGUGAUCUUUCAGAAAUAGAAAUCCAUAGUUUGAUGAAUAAGACUUAUAAUGAAGCAAGCUUAAAGUACUUAAUUCCGGUAAACCCAAAUGAGGAGCCAGUGAACUUUACUGGGAUGAAAUUUAAUUCGACUUGCCUUUCUGUAAAUGGGCAUUCUAUAUCUGAUCGUGUCAGUUAUAACUCAUCUAAGCCUAAUACUGAUGCUCAAUUUAAUAUUGACACUUCAAAGAAUCCAGAUUCAACAAUAUAUUUGCUUUCUGUUCUUACCCUUAAUCCCUUCAAAAGCAUUUCUAACAGUUUUCAAAAGGAGGCAACAAGCUUUUACAAAUACCCAGAGCCUUUUACAUUCAGAGAAGGAAAUUUAAAUAUUAACGCCCCAGACACUCAAGUAGACAGUAAAUUUGACUAUUCUGAUCAAUAUGAGUCAAGCCUAGUCCAAGUCGGGAUUUCUCAAAACACCGACUCGAUAUUUAGCCCAGUAAUAACUGCUCCACUGCUAACGAAUUUAAGUGUUGUGGUUGCUUAUGAUGUUUACGACAAAGAUUUACAAAUGACUUGCUCUGUCUAUCUUCAGCAAAUCAGUCAGUUUUCUUUUAAGUUUUGUGAAACAUUUUUCAAAUCGGAAGGUGUGGCAACUUGUACUUGUGAAAUUGCAGGACUGAUAAUGAUUCCGCCUUACCCAUCAGUUUCAAGGAAUUUGAAAGACAGAGCUAAGUCAGUGAAUCUUGAAAUUCCCAAGGUUGGUGCUAUUCCAGUAUUUGUAAUAUUCGGAUCUUUACUCUUUGUGCUUUAUUUUGCAUGGCUAGAUAUUAGUAGGCUUGAACGAAAAUAUGCAGACCCUUUAAAAGAGCAAACAUUGAAUAUUAAUGAAACAAUUGCUAAGGAGAUAAGCAUACUAAGCAGCAAUCUCUAUGUGAAUAACCAGCUGAUAAACGUUGACAAACUUAUGCAGAUUUGGGAAAAAGGGGAAAUAUAUGAGGUUGAAAACGAGUGAAAUGAUAAUGAGGAGAGAAAAGACUCUGAAACUACGAACUUAGAAAAAAAUGAAGUCUACCCUUACUUUAAAAAGGAAUUAAGAAAUAAAUUAACGAGCAUAAUUGAAGACCAAAAUAUACUAAAUUCAUUGCUUACUUUUGAAAGGAUUAAAAUGCAUAUUGAGAACUGUAUUGACAAACGUAAUUUGGAAGAUAUAGAAACAGUCAUAAAUGCACUAUGUAGCGCGAAAAAUGAGGAAAGUGAAAAAUUUUUAUUAUGGGCGCGAUUUCUUUAUAAAGAAAAAAAUGGAUUGCUCACAUUUAUUUCCAAAAUAAAACAGAAGCAAAUUAGGAAUUUGUUAAGAUUUUCAUAUGUGCCAGUCUUAAAUUUAGUAAAUUGUAUGGAAACUUUCAAACAAAAAAUCAAAUACAAGCAUUAUAAUUGAAUCAUUCAAGCUAUAAGAAAAUAUAUAUUAAACCCAUAUGAAGAUGAAAAUGCUCCAAAAAAAGAUUUUGAUGAUACUAAAUUAAAAUGUGAAUCAAAAGAAACUCUUAUUAAAUCCAUUAAAAAGCUUGAAGGAAAUAUUUUUGCAUACAUAAAGCUGAGAACUCCUACACUGAAGCUAGAAGGAUUCUUAAGAAAGUGAUUUUUUGCAUCCCUAAAAGAAUCAUUAUCUCAACCUGAAUGAAAAACUGCAUUUGUCAGGGACGAUAUCUCGAGAAGAGACACAAAUAUACCAGUAGGAGUUCCGAUAGAUCUGGAUGACAUAAAAGUUGAAGGUAUUGGCAAUGAGCUAGAAGGGAUGAUUGAAAAUUCAAACGAUGACGAUUAUACUCCUAUUUUUUUCUCAAUAUUACCCAAAUUUUUAACAAAACUCGUGGAGCACAAAAUCGAUAAUUUCACUCCAUCCACAACCUUCAUUCAAUUUUUUAUCUCAAAUAAUCACAUUUUUGGCAUCAUUGGGAACACUGAUUUAAACUUCUCUCGAAAAGGGAGACUUAUAUAUUUUUUUGCUGCUGUAUCGACUGAAAUCGCGAUUGCAAUAUCAGCUUUUGAUGGAUAUACCAAAUACAUUAACAAUCAAGUUGACUUAAUCUUCCAGUUUCCCGAAGUAACAUUAGUGAUAUGGUUUGUAUCAUUUAUCCUUGGAUUCUUGCCACUAUUUUUGAAAGUUUUUCUAAAGGACAGAUUUUUGGAGAAUCAGCUAGUAAAGAAUAAAAAUGACUCAACUAAAAAUUGGAAGGUAAUGGUUGGGUAUUUGCUUAGUUUUGCUUGGAUAGGAGGCUGCUGGCUUUAUUCUUUUGAAAAAUUGAAUAAUUACCCAAUAGCAAAUAUUGGUGCUUAUUUAUUGUACAUUCUCCAAGCAUUAAUUUCAUUUUUGAUGAUAAAUGGCUUGAUUUUGCCAGUAAUUCUUGCAGUGAUAGAAAUGUAUUGCUGCUUUAAAUUUGUAAAUUGGAGAGUCAAGAGAUGGAUUAUUUUUUUCAAAAGAAGAUUUUCCAAAAAUAAAAAAGUGCAAAUUUUACCAACAAAUGAUUAUGAGUUCUCGAGUAGAAAGUAG
This is a messenger RNA of Blepharisma stoltei, 14170 nucleotides long. NCBI's taxonomy places the organism in Eukaryota, Ciliophora, Heterotrichea, Heterotrichida, Blepharismidae. The record is from the annotation of a GenBank genome assembly.